AUGGUAGAACCGGAAAUCCAGCACAUGCGCCGCUUGUCGGCAGAGAACCAGACGAUCUCUAAAUCCGAGAUUCCUUUGAAUGAACGGUUCUUCCGGUACUUCCAGCAUGAAAUCACCGCCCUCCAGCAACAAAUGGACCGUCUUGAAGAUACGUCUCUCGUCGGUGGUGAGCGUGCCGAUGCAACAGAUCACUGCCUCGCCGGCGUCGUGCGUCUGUCAAACGAGGUCAAAGAUGCAGCAAGCUAUAUCCCCACCUACGAUCAAAGAGUCUAUGCAGAGGCCAUCAAAGCGUUGCAGGACAAAUUGAACGAGACCCGCGCCCAUUUCGAACCUCGAUCGAAAUUCGCCUUCAAGACGAAGAAGAACGCAUCGGCCAUCUCCCUGAGAGAUGCAGCAACACUGGCUGCGGAGGGCCGUCGCAGUAUCCCGGGAUAUCGCUCGCCAGGAGCGUCGUCGAUGGGUUCAUCUGCGAAUCACACCCCGAACUAUCCCUCGACCCCUCUGAAUGAACCGGACAAGCAACAUCAGGAGAGACCGGAGCUCGCGCCGACGUCAUUCCCGGGCAUAUUCACCAGUGACAACGAGCUAAAGCCCCCCUCUGAUGCCAAGCCUCCACCGGCUUUUGCUGCUACCGGUGUGACCUCCGUCUCGGUGAACAACCAUUACGGUCUACACAUUAUGUUGCCGUCGUCUGGAUCAGUGUCUACAGUCCCCGCAUCCAUCACCUCUCUGAAUCACUGCAUUGUGGAUAUGUCAAUUCCCACCGCCAACAGCAAACCCUUCGCUAGCUUGACUGUCAAGGACGUCGAGGAAAGUCUCUUGAUCUGCGGCCAGGUCGGAGGCCCCGCACACAUCACUGGCGUGGAUCACAGUAUAAUCGUAGUAUCUUGCCGGCAGUUCCGCAUGCAUAACUGUAAGGACGUUGAUGUCUAUCUCAGCUGCUCGAGUAAUCCCAUUAUUGAGGAUUGCUCAAAUGUCCGGUUCACCCGGAUACCGAAAGCCUAUGCUUUCCACCAUGACCGCCCCGACCACGAGGAUCGCUGGAGCCAAGUCGAGGAUUUCAAAUGGAUCAAGCCUGAGCCUAGUCCCAAUUGGAGUCUCCUCGAUCGAAGCGACGCAGUUCCCGAGGAGGUUUGGGCGGAGAUCGUUCCCGGCGGGCCGGGUUGGUCGCUCGAUGAUAUUCUGCAUGCCAUCAAGCUGGUUAGGGGAUAA
Molecule: messenger RNA, 1212 nt
Organism: Penicillium cinerascens
Lineage: Eukaryota; Fungi; Ascomycota; Eurotiomycetes; Eurotiales; Aspergillaceae
Product: putative tubulin-specific chaperone c
Exons: 4
Coding region: 1-1212 (403 amino acids)
Biological process (GO): tubulin complex assembly; post-chaperonin tubulin folding pathway
Cellular component (GO): cytoplasm
Source: RefSeq, a predicted model, not a curated record